AUGAUUAUUUAUUUUUUUAUCCAUCGAACUGUUCAACUUGCAGUACCCAAACCGGGCGACAAGGAUGGCUGGACUGCUCGGAACCAACAGGUUGCAAAGAUAUGGAAAACCUUAAGCAAAGACCAGAAGGCUGUCUUUCAAGAUCCUUAUUUUUUUGCUCUGGCUGGCUUACCCGACCUAUCUGCCGUGCCUUUCAAAGGUGAUGGCGAAGUUGUUGAAUCAGAAGAUGGAGAAGUUGACACUAGCCUUCAGCACCUGGAUGAUUUGACAGUCGCACCUGCGGUUUACAAACUCACCAGUGAAGAUAGAUUAAAAUAUCAGCCUAUAUUUGAUGAACUGGUUGACGCUGAUAAGCUCCACCUGUGUCAUGGUAAACCUGCUUCUUCGGAUUCUGUAGCUACACUUCAAAAAAAAUCUUUGGUGGAGCUCCGAAAAAGCUCAUCAUGCUUUUGUCAACGAUAUCAAAUAACUUAUUAUAUGGCUGGUGUUAGUUGUGGAAGCACCGAAGGCUGGACUCAAGUAUAUUCAAACGACACUUCAUUUGCAAACUGGGCAUCAAAGGAUGCCAAAGUUCCCGAGACACUCAGCUCUUACAUCCACGGUAAGUCGGCUGUAAAGAAAGUCGAGGGCAUUAAGGUACAACAACCAAGUGACAAACGUAAAACUCGCCUAGGGAAGCAACUCAACCACCUACUUGAUGUUUUCCGUAAAGGCAAGACUUUUCCUAAGCUUGAAGACCCUGUGGAUGAAAUCAAGAUGAAGGGUUGGCCGAUUCGUAUUGUUCAAAAAGAAGGUAGUCUUCUAUCAGAAGAGGAAUUGAAGACAGGCCAUUGUCUUGCUAAGAGCUCAACGGUCAAGAACUGGCUGAAGGAUAUAGAAGAAAAACGAUUUGUUAUUGAACUCAUCCCUGAUUCAGAGCAAUCAAAUCGCGAAUCACAAUGCAAGAUCAAAAAGAAGAGAAAAGCGAAAAAAGCUGAACAAGUCUCUACGCAGCAUACUCAACGUCACACCAACUCUGAUGGUAAUGAAAGCCCUCAAGUCACUCAGUCAAAUUCAAACGUCACCAAUUUAAAACGCAAACUUCAACAAUUAGCUAAAGGAGACUGUAUGCAGAAAAAGAAGAAGUGCAAUCGAUCACCAACACCUGAAACCUCAGAGUCUGAAACCUCUGAGUCUGAAUCUGACACUUUACCCGAAGACGAUAUUGAUGAUUGA
Messenger RNA from Melampsora larici-populina 98AG31, 1215 nucleotides. RefSeq lists its product as uncharacterized. The transcript is spliced from 3 exons. Lineage: Eukaryota; Fungi; Basidiomycota; Pucciniomycetes; Pucciniales; Melampsoraceae. Bases 1 to 1215 code for a protein of 404 amino acids. The record is from RefSeq and is a predicted model, not a curated record.